AUGAACGCCUUGUUCGGCGGCGGCCAGGUCAGUGAUUGGCUGCCUAGUACUCAAGCUGCUUCCGGUUCCGGAGACCCGGCUGGCGUGGACCUCCUUGUGACCGGCCCGAAUGAUAGUGUAACCUCUACAGCGGCCGGUACCGGCACAUGCAACGCCUGGCUGGCCGGAUUACCGGGCCGCUUGAAUCCCGGCCUCGGAUUGGUGGGCUGGCUAGCUGGGGCUGGGGAAGAAGCGGUUGGCUAUCCAUUCGGACCCGCUGGUGGACUAGGAAUCGAUGGUUUUGGCUUAGUCGGCCUCGAAGCUGGCUGGGGCGGCUUUAUGUUUGGUGGAGCUGGUGGCCUGUGUCCCAUAGCUGGCGGGCUUCUGGGUUGUGGUGGAGAUCUUGGAGGUGCAACCACUCUCACGGCUGGCGGUAGUGGAGGUGGAACAGGAGGCAUUACAUCGGGUUUGGGUACGACUGUAGUCGGGGUUCCGUGUGAUGGUGGGGCUUUUGGCGGCUCUGGAUCAAUUGGAGUUGGAGCGUUAGGUGUUGCUGGUGUG
Protopolystoma xenopodis is the source of this 540-nucleotide messenger RNA. The record is from the annotation of a GenBank genome assembly. NCBI's taxonomy places the organism in Eukaryota, Metazoa, Platyhelminthes, Monogenea, Polystomatidea, Polystomatidae.